Molecule: messenger RNA, 4633 nt
Organism: Schistosoma guineensis
Lineage: Eukaryota; Metazoa; Platyhelminthes; Trematoda; Strigeidida; Schistosomatidae
Source: the annotation of a GenBank genome assembly
GGAAAUCGCCAAGGGUCAACCUAGAGGUUGUGGAUUUGACCAGAGACUUAGUGGUUAGUUGUUGUACUUUAAGUACUUAAAUGUUGUAUUUGUACUACCUACUUUUAAAUAUGACGUUCGUUUCACGUUUUUCAUAAGACUAGUAAUUGAUUUGUAAAACACCUCCAUAAACUCAUAAGCAAACAAAUAAGGGCAAAUAAAAAUGCCUUUCCCACAGGAAAGUAAAGGAGAAACGCGCCAAAAAGUCUCUUUUUUUGCCUCCCUUGAGGAGAUAAUGCGACAUUCCCAAUUUUUGCGGCCGAGUUUGAAUUUUAGCUGAAUUUACAGCUAGUUGUUUACUUAUCACUUAUAUUUACCAGGAUUACCAACCUUCUCAUCCAUUUACACAAAUUCCACGGAAAUGUUGACUGCAAGUGACCUAAUUGAAAAAGCUAUAUCUGAUUGAAGACAUUCGCAGACGAUAGAAUCAUAGUUUAUGAGGAGACUAAUAACUGACAUGCGGUAUGUAGACCAUUAAUUCACGCUAGCAAUUGUAGGCAAGUGCUUGUUAGCAAGCAGUCCUUUAUUUUUAGACACUAUAAAGAUUCUCUAGACUACAUGGCACUGGCUUUCAGACUCACCAUUGACACAUUGAUUUGUGGUUUAUACUCCAGUCACUGAAAAUGAUAGUACUCCAGCAAUUUUUAUCACUAAGUUUAUGUAAUUGUUAAUUUAUUAUUAGUAUGAAUAGAGAAAUUCGGGCGAGAUUAUAAUGUUUAAAUGGACUAUGAGGGACGCCAGAGUGAUAAACUCCCUAGGGCUAAAAAGAGGGUUAUGGAUUGGCUUGAGGUAAUAGGAUCGGAAUCUAAAUGUUGGGGUUAGAAAUAAGAGUUGGGGUUUUCAUCACCAAUUGACAUUAGAUAUAAUGUAAAAAUUCUAUUUAGCCAUGUGGAUAAGUAUAUUUCUCCCCGAAAUCUUUAGAUUAAUUGCUUCGUCUAUAAAUUAUGGUCUCCGGAAUUUGUCCUAUAUAUUACCUCCAGCGUACUGUUUUGUAUUUUGUUUGUGGAUUAAUCUCGAAGCUGUUUUGUGACUAUUUGAUUGGUGCCUAUGAAGUCUUGAACUCAGUAAUAUCCCUUAAAUAGACGGUUAAUUUUUCCAAGACCAUUGUCAGCCAGAUAAAGUUUGUUAAAUCUGUACCCUAUCCAUAAAUCUGAGUGCAUAACGCGAUGGCGUUCGAAGCGAACAGUAUUGGGUUUGAGUCCCGAAGUGGACAUCGACUCAGGGAUACGGGUACACCCAGCUCACGAGUCCUAAACAAAAUGAAACCCAUAUCCUAGGUCCCACUGCUAGCUGCCGUCCAUCUCUGCUUCAAGUGCUUGUAACUUAGUAGCCAUAUUGAGGCGAUUCUCACAGGAUCCACAUAUACCUAAAGAAAACGGACUAAUUGCAGUCCUACGCAUCAAUGGGAAACUCCAAGUAACCAAUACAAAUGGAUCAUUCGACCAUAAUAGGACCCAUAGUUACCGUAUUCAGACUCUAAUCUGAUAAUGUAAUGGGGAUUACAAAGGAUAGUUUUCCUCAAGUUUCUCAAGUUCACACCAAAUAAGCCACGUAAUGAAAACAAAAUAGGUAGGUGCUGCUCAUGCUCUGGCGCUCAGUGACUAACCAAUCUCAGCACUGAGUCCAGGAUAAUCAUAUGUGGGGCACGCUUUUCAAAUCGAUGUAUAGAUAACAAACUUGUAGUUUUUCACCAUAGUUUUGAGGAUAGGUCUCUAAACUAUAACAAUCCACUACUAGUAGUUCGUUCUGUGGAGAUAAAUCCGCCCACAUUAAGUUUCAAACAUCGAUGGUAGUGACUUUACAUGAAAAAAACUAUUCUUAUGGGAUACUCAUUAAAAAAAACGUGAUUAAUUGUUUAGCAAACUAAAACCACUUGGACAAAAUAAAAUCUUCAAUUUAGUGAAGUUGCUUAGUAGUUCAAAUAUUGAAAUUAAUGUAAGAUGUAGUUUAGUCAUUCAUGCUCUUCCCUCAUUAUCUGAGAACUGCGAACACCUGGAGGCCCUAUCCAGAGCAGGGUAUUUUCUCAGAGAAUCACUUUCUACUCUUCUUUGCAAGGUCUACUGCACAAAGCAGUGGAACAACACCAAGACACAAUCAUUGCGUAGUCGGUGAUUGAAAUAGGUUUGUACACCGUUUGUUCCCCGUCAAAGUCAUUCUUGUAUGUAAAUUCACACAACUCUCAUUUCAAAGUAUUAAACUGACUCAGACGUAAAACCAAGCAUUCCGAUAAUUUUAGUACAAAUGACUUUCUUCAUUUUAUUGUAGUUACAUAAAUAGCAACGUGGCUUACUACUUCUAUGGAAUAUUUGUAACAGACUUUCGUUGGAUAAAUUCCAAAGUUCAAGCAAAUAUGGAACAGUCGUCUGGGACACCGAACCUCAUCGUUAACGAAACUUUAAACACUGAUAUGAUCAACAACGAACAAAAACAUGGACAUAACAGUAUCCAACCAAAGGAUAUUCAUAUAUCAAGUACUUCAGUAUCUGUACAUCAUCGUCGCAAGCGGUCGCAUAUAUCAUCAUUAUCGGGGCCUGUGCAUGCAGUUAAUCAUAUAGAAGUACCCACAUAUGGAGAAUAUGAAUUUCCAUCGUUAAAAGAUCAUGUUGACAUUGUAGAGUCGGCAGACGAGGAAAAUGUACUUCUUAGUUGCAAUCCUGAACAUUUUCUGCGUAGUGAUUCAACUUUUGGUGAAAAAUCCGUCGAUUCGCUAAAGCUCGCUAAACUCGAUCCGGAAUUCCGUGACUUAAUCUCACGUUAUGUCUGCUCGGAAUAUGUAGUUCAUUGUCUUGAACUAGCAGGCUUUUGUACACCGUAUGUUGUCGCCCGACUAGAUGAUCAUCAGUUACAGAGGCUUGAGACGUUUGUUGGACAUGCUUGUUCGAUUAUGAAGUCAAUUACCUUACGAGAGCAUUUCGUAGGGCCCAUUUUUGCAAAUGAUCCAUUAAAGUUCAAACUACCCUCAGGUGCUGCUUGUGGAAUUCUUUUGGCUGCACACGAAAUUCGUCGGAGGUAUCGUCGAUCUCAGUUAUCGAUAGAGGGUCAAAAUCCUAUUGAUGAGGAUUUCAUAAUUGUCCCAGACUCAUGUGAUCAGAGCUUCAGUGAUAUAGGUUGUCAAACAGAUUCUUCAUUGUCUCACUUAAUUUCUUCAACAUCACCGCCUGUUACCUUGGCUGACCCAUUACCAAGCAACUUUGUGGAAAAUUCGGAUUCAACAUCUCCAACAUCGGUGGUAAAUUUGACGUCGAAAACCUACUUUUCAGAUUCCCCGAAUCCCUCACGCAGGUCAGAACCAAGUGUUCCACCUUCUGACGGACCAGCAGUGAUCAUGGCUGCUGCUCUCCAAGCUGCCGCAGCUGCUGUGAGUGGAAAUGGAUACAAUAAUAUCACUUUGUUUUCUAAUUCCUUACCCGAUGAAAACAGUUUAACGACACUCUCUGGUUUAAGUAGCUGUAACUCUGGUGAUACAAAUCCUGUGCUUCAUCCAGGAACUAGCAUCUCUCCUGUUUCAUCACGUAAUACGAUUCCAGUGUCAAAUAUGCCUUCUGUCGCCAUCACAUCAAAUGCUAUACCAUCUCAUUCUAACUUUUUGAUCAGUUCCUCUCCAGUCGGAUACGGAAAUGGAUUAUUUGAGAAUGAAGGAGUCAAUUUGGAGCGCUUGAAACAGCAUUCUUCAGCUAGUGCAAUCAGGUUAGCAUCACGACAGUUUGUUAACGCUUACCUUAUGCGUGGUCGAGAUUUUGAUAUGGAAAUGGAAUUGUCAGUGACUCCUGAGGGUUUUAAACGUGUUACUGGUAUAUUUUAUUGUCAUCUCUGCAGAGAGAAACGUGAGCGCACAUCAGCCGUACGCUUUUCCAUAGCCCGCAACAGGUAUCCAGUUUUGAGUAAUGUAUUAUCGCACUUAAAAACACAUUUUCAUUAUCGGGGUCAAACGUUAUCAGGAUUGCAGGCUGCGGUCACCCAACAAACUCAGAACUUACUCAAGUCGGCUAAUGCGCUUAAUGAGUCUUUUAUUGGAGAAGGUUUAGGUCAGUCUCCAGGACCGUUCAACAGUUCGAGCUGUCGCACUGAUUUUACGGUACAACAUACAACUAAUUCAUCUAAUACAUCGCUUCUGCCAACAUCUAUUUCUCUUAACCAAUCUCAGUUACAAAUGAAACCUGAACCAGGAAACUGCACGUAUACUAUUGAAGCUGAGGGCAUUGAAGACUCUAGUUCUGUGCAUCAGAUUUUAGACAGUUUAUCUCCGCCAAAUAGAUUAAACUCACCGGAUACCAAAAGUUCGUCUCCCACUCGAGGUUUGGAACUCAAAGUCAUUAUCCCAUCGCGACCAAAUACAGAUAGCCAAUGUAAUACGCUAACUUCGUGAUGUACAUCCUAUAACUUUUCCCCACAAAUAUAUGAUUCUCAUGUUAUGAAUACUGACGUGCCUGUUCCAAAUAUUUUUUUUCAAGCAUUAACACUUCGAACAUGUAUACAAUGUUUAUUUAGCAUUUCUAUCCAUUCCAUAGAGAAAAUUGUGUGUAAAUACCAAUAGUUUAUUAUCAUCGAUAUUCAGAUAAGUGUGUAUAUUUGUAUAUAAAUCCUUUUAUUAAGU